Anguilla rostrata (American eel) is the source of this 4974-nucleotide messenger RNA. Its product is annotated as hexokinase HKDC1-like. The transcript is spliced from 18 exons. The record is from RefSeq and is a predicted model, not a curated record. Bases 1805 to 4552 code for a protein of 915 amino acids. Gene Ontology annotation, biological process: glucose metabolic process; intracellular glucose homeostasis; glycolytic process. NCBI's taxonomy places the organism in Eukaryota, Metazoa, Chordata, Actinopteri, Anguilliformes, Anguillidae. Gene Ontology annotation, molecular function: D-glucose binding; ATP binding; glucokinase activity. Gene Ontology annotation, cellular component: mitochondrion; cytosol.
UAGCCAGAAGACUGGCCCUGGUCAUUAAUAACCAAGAACGGGGCUGGUUGGAGUCCAACUGAGGAGGGUUUCAGUCUGUAGGACUUUGCCUUCUCAGAUGAGUGAAAUUAUAUUGCAUUAUGGGAUAGAAGAGACAACGGGAGUUCCUGCAGUCCUCCAACAUGUCUAUAUGUUUAAUGUAAAUGUUAAGAUGCUACUGUGCACGCACUAGACAUGCCUCUGUUAUAUCCCUUCUUUUAACCUUUAGUGAAUUAUUCUCUGAUGUGCAUUUACUUAUUGUUGGUGUUAUUGAUAUUAUGUAUUAAGUAUAGGCUAAUACUGGCUGAUAUUAGGAUUACUGCUGAUAAAACGGUAAGUGCUAGUGCCUUGGGUAUUUUCAUAUUUUUCAGUGAAAUACAUUUUCCUAAGCAAUUGCUUCAGUUAUACUUUCUUGUAAAUAUUUUUUGUUUCCAGUAUGUUCAAAUUGUUUUUCACCUAUCUGAAUGUAAAAACCUAAUUUAAGAUGCACUACAUGGCCAAAAGUAUGUGGACACCUGGCAUCCAACGUAAAUGGUAAAUGGACUGCAUUUAUAUAGCACUUUUAUCCAAAGCGCUUUACAAUUGAUGCCUCUCAUUCGCCAGAGCAGUUAGGGGUCUUACUCGAGGACACUUCGACACGCCCAGGGCGGGGUUUGAACCGGCAACCCUCCGACUGCCAGACAAUCGCUCUUACCUCCUGAGCUAUGUCGCCCCCAACGUCUCAUCCAAAAUUAUGGGCAUUAUUAUUAUUAAUAAUAAUAAUAAUAAUAAUAAUAAUAAUAGUAAUAAAACCUCCAUUCUUCUGUGAAGGCUUUAUACUAGAUGUUUGAUUACUGCUCCAUGCACUAAUAGAUUUUUCUAUUUCUCGCAUCUCUAGCAUAGCCUGUAAUUGAGCCUGCACUGUUUUUUUUUGUGUUCAGGCAUUCGAAAGGGUGGAGAAUGCAUCGUCACCCCUGGAGACAUUUCAGUAUGGUGGCGAAUGAGAUUUGUGUGUGCUGGCAGGGAGAACAAAGAGUUUUUGUAAUUGAGCCACAUCUGCUCUCUGGCACACUUGAAAGUGUCAUGCAAGUUAGAAAACAAAAAAAAAAAAAAAAAAACUGUUCUCUGCACUGGUCUGUAUAUCUUUUUGUUUGUACUGCUUACAUCAUCUGAAACUGCCAGCAGGCUUAUCAAUAGAAAAUGUUAAGAGAUUAAGGGACUAUAACUCGCAACAAGAUUUACACAAGCAUGAGAAUGAUCACCUUUUUGGAUAAUCUGUUCAUCUCUGUGGUGUUUGAUUAUUUCCCCUUGCUCUGAUAAAGCCGAAGAUCUAAACAUUGGCUUUUUCAUCCAGUGUCCCAGUUCAGUAAAAAUAAAAGCCUCAAACAUUUGACCCUUUACGCUAUAAUUCCUGGGUCAGGGGACUUCUGUUUCCUCUGUGAAUGGUCUGGCCCUUCUUGUUUGGUGAAGACUCCUUUAUAGUGAGCAGAGACUAAGAGCUAGUAUGUCCCAGCAGAAAGUCCUCUUUGGAGUGGAGCCACUGGAUUGCUAGGAGAACGCUGAGAGGACAGGAGUUAAAAGGAGGCUGAACCAUUAAUUAUUGAGCCAGGCAGAGGGGUGGGCUUUUGCUUAACUCUGCCACCAAGGAGCAAAACGGCUUCAACGAGGGAAAAACAGUUCUUCAGAGAGACCUUUACAGAAUAUGAAAAAACGGGCUCAAAUUAAUUCGUUUAGGGGUGUUUUCUAGUUUUAUUUAGAUUUUGAGUGCUCUCCUGUUUCUGGAAAAUAUAUUUGUGAAGUGCCUGAGAUGCUGGCUGUGCAUUUGCUCUCGUUUUACUUCUCCAAACUGCAGGAGGACCAGAUAAAAAAGGUGGACAGGUUCCUGUACGCCAUGCGUCUCUCCGAUGAACAGCUCCAGGACAUCUCAGCCCGUUUCCGGGCAGAAAUGGAGAAGGGUCUAUCUGCCGAAAGCAAUGAGACAGCCACGGUGAAGAUGCUGCCCACACACGUCCUCUCCACCCCUGAUGGAUCAGAGAAAGGGGACUUUCUGGCACUCGACCUUGGAGGCUCCAAGUUCAAGGUGCUGCAGGUAAAGGUGUCAGAAGAUGGAAAGAGGAAGGUGGAAAUGAACAGCCUCACCUACCCCAUCCCUGCUGAGGUUGUCAACGGCAGGGGUACAGACCUCUUCAGUCAUGUUGCAGAGUCCCUGAAAGAUUUCAUGGAGAAGAAUCACAUCAAUAACAAGAAAACCCCCCUGGGCUUCACCUUCUCCUUCCCCUGCAGACAGUCGAAACUGGAUGAGGGUGUACUUCUGUCAUGGUCAAAGAAUUACAAGGCCAGAGGAGUCCAGGGGAUGGAUGUGGUAGAGAACUUAAGGCAGGCUAUCAACAGAACUGGGGGUAUGGAUGUUGAAGUCUUGGCUCUCGUCAACGACACAGUAGGGACCAUGAUGUCCUGUGGGUAUGAUGAGCAGCGCUGUGAGGUUGGAGUCAUUGUAGGCACGGGUACGAACGCCUGCUACAUGGAGGAGCUAAGACACAUUGACCUGGUGGAGGGAGAUGAAGGCAGGAUGUGUGUCAACACGGAGUGGGGAGCCUUUGGGGAUGAUGGUGUGCUCGACGACUUCAUCACACACUUUGACCGAGAGAUUGAUGCGGCUUCCAGCAACCCUGGGAAACAGCUAUUUGAGAAGAUGGUCAGUGGGCUGUACAUGGGAGAGCUGGUGCGGAUCAUUCUGCUGAAGAUGACUAAGAAAGGCCUGCUCUUUGAAGGCCAGGCUUCAGACGCCCUUCGGACCAAAGGCAAAUUCCAGACCAAGCACAUUGCUUUAAUCGAAAAGUAUAAGGAGGGUCUGAAGAACACAAAGGAGAUUCUGGUGGAUUUGGAUCUCAGCCCCUCAGAGGAAGACUGCAUCGCCGUCCAGCACGUUUGCACCAUCGUCUCCUUCCGCUCAGCAAACCUCUGUGCUGCAGCCUUGGCAGCCAUUCUGACCCGAAUCCGGCAGAACCGCAAGCUGAAGACCCUCAGGACCACGGUCGGCAUGGACGGGACCGUUUACCGGACUCACCCUCAGUACCCCAAACGGCUCCACAAGGUGGUGCGGCGGCUGGUGCCAGACUGCCACGUGCGCUUCGUGCUAUCAGAGAGCGGCAGCGGGAAGGGUGCUGCCAUGGUAACGGCAGUUGCCCAGAGGCUGGUUAUUCAGCAGUCCCAGAUCAGCGAGACGCUGGCUGCUUUCAAGCUGAGCCUGGAACAGCUGCAGGAGGUGCGGGACAAGAUGAGGACAGAGAUGGAGAGGGGCUUGAGGAAGGACACCCACAGCACAGCCUCUGUAAAGAUGCUGCCCACGUACGUCUACAGCGUUCCAGAUGGAACAGAGACAGGAAAGUACCUGGCUUUAGAUUUGGGUGGGACCAACUUCCGAGUGCUCGUGGUGAAGCUCCGGACCGGCCUUCGUAAAUCAGUGCGCAUGUACAACAAGAUCUACGCAAUCCCUCUCGAGAUCAUGCAGGGAACUGGGGAGGAGCUGUUUGACCACAUUGUCCAGUGCAUCUCAGAUUUCCUGGAUUACAUGGGUAUGAAGAACACUUGUCUCCCUCUAGGAUUCACCUUCUCUUUUCCCUGCAGACAGAUUGGAAUUGAUAAGGGAAGAUUGGUGUGCUGGACAAAAGGGUUCAAAGCCACAGACUGUGAAGGAAAUGAUGUUGUGGACAUGCUGAGAGAGGCCAUCAAAAGAAGAAAUGAAUUUGAUCUGGAUAUUGUUGCGAUAGUGAACGACACUGUGGGCACAAUGAUGACCUGUGCGUAUGAAGAUCCUAAAUGUGAGAUUGGACUCAUCGCGGGCACUGGCAGUAAUGUGUGUUACAUGGAGGACAUGCGAAACAUCGAGACGGUGGAGGGGGACGAGGGCCAGAUGUGUGUGAACACGGAGUGGGGAGGAUUUGGGGAAAAUGGCUGCAUAGAUGACAUCCGGACAAAGUUCGACAAGGAGGUGGAUGAGGAGUCCCUCAAUGUCGGCAAGCAGAGGUUUGAGAAGAUGAUGAGUGGAAUGUACCUGGGAGAGAUUGUGCGACAGAUCCUCAUCAACCUGACCAAGCGUAACUUGCUCUUCCGUGGGCACAUCACAGAGCCACUGAAGACCCGUGGUAUCUUUGAGACCAAGUUCCUGUCCCAGAUAGAGAGUGAUCGGCUGGCACUGCUGCAGGUGAGGUCCAUCCUGCAGCACCUGGGUCUGGACAGCACCUGUGAUGACAGUAUAAUCGUGAAGGAGGUGUGCGGCACCGUGUCUCGCCGUGCUGCACAGCUCUGCGGGGCUGGCAUGGCCGCCGUCGUCGACAAGAUUCGCGAGAACCGCGGGCUGGACCACCUGGACAUCACCGUGGGGGUGGACGGCACGCUGUACAAACUGCACCCACAUUUCUCUCAGAUCCUGAAAGAGACGGUCCGGGUUCUGGCCCCCAGGUGUGACGUCACAUUCGUCCUGUCAGAGGAUGGGAGCGGAAAGGGUGCAGCCCUCAUCACCGCCGUGGCACAGCGGAGGUACGCGCAAACGUAAGCUGUGAUUGGACUGUAGCUUACUCUGCCUCUUCACAGCACACAAAACCAGGAAGUGGGUGGACUAAGCCGAUGCUGUGAAAUAAUUCAUCGUUGACAGGAAGAUGUGAAUCUCGUUCUGCUCAUUCUAAUGUUGAACACCACACAAUUAAUAUUUUGAUAUAUUUUGUGAAAUGUUAAUAAUUUUAAUGUCUGAUGAAAUUAUUUUAAACCUGACAGUGCUGUAAGCCUAUUGACAUUUUUGGAAAUUAAUUUCAGAUUUCACACAUGCAGUAGAUGUACUAAAGGCAUCAUACAUCAUGUUUGUUUGUUUUAGUACUUCUAAUAAGUCUGGAUUCAUUUGGUCUUUUUCUUUAGAAGACAGGAGAUUAUUUUUGUUUGCAUGUAUAUAUUUUGUACACAGUAAAGAACAGUUUAAAGAUG